Molecule: messenger RNA, 6716 nt
Organism: Manduca sexta (tobacco hornworm)
Lineage: Eukaryota; Metazoa; Arthropoda; Insecta; Lepidoptera; Sphingidae
Product: protein bric-a-brac 2
Exons: 8
Coding region: 524-1591 (355 amino acids)
Biological process (GO): regulation of transcription by RNA polymerase II
Cellular component (GO): nucleus
Molecular function (GO): protein binding
Source: RefSeq, a predicted model, not a curated record
AACUGAAAACCAUGAAACACCUACGAGUUUGGUUCACGCUUUUGCAAAUGGCGGCGGCGUGACGGCUGUUGGCUUCUUAUAAAAUGCAUUCACAACGUUUUAAAUACGUGUAAUACGCUAUAAGGUGUCGUUUUAGCGUCAACGUAUACUGUCUUUUAGUAAGACGUCCAUGAAAACAGUUUUAAUAAGUGUUAAUUACGUAAUGCAAUGUUUUGCCGUAAAUUUUGGGCAUAUGAAACCUGUUCCAGUAUUUAAAAAAGAAAUAUUAUAUAUUAUAAAUAAUAACUUCUAGUCUGAAAGUUUCUACUUAAACUAUAUAUCAUAUUGUACUUAAUAUUUUUACAUUAAAUUAGAAAUAAGAAAGAACUGUGAUAAAAAAUUCAAAGUGUAACUAUUCGAGUAGCGGACUGUGCAAUCAAUUUUUAUAAACGUGCAAUCGAUAAAGAUCGGCCAAAGAUUUUUAACAAAUAAGUAUUACGAUGUAUAAAUAUUGAGCCAAAAGUUUUCCGGCGACGAUUAAGAGAUGGCGCUACAACCGCAACAGUUUUGCGUGCGAUGGAACUCCUACCACACCAACCUGCAGGCGGUGUUCCCCCGGCUGCUGCUGACGGAGCAGUUCGCGGACGUGACGCUGGCGUGCGAGUCGCGCCAGCUGCGCUGCCACAAGCUGGUGCUGUCGGCGUGCUCCGCCUACCUCGAGCGGCUGCUGCUGCAGAACCCCUGCGACCAUCCCAUCGUGCUCAUGAGGGAUAUGAGGUUCAGCGAGAUGCAGGCGCUGGUGGACUUCAUGUACAAGGGCGAGGUGAACGUGACGCAGGACGAGUUGCCCAGCCUGCUCAAGAGCGCGGAGGCGCUGCAGAUCAGGGGUCUCUGCUCCAGUGACACGUCGGGUCUCACGUCUGAAGGCAAGCCCGAGAACAAAGACUUCACGGUGGCGAGUGAGGCGCUCGUCGCCAACGCGCAGCGAGACACCAACACCACCAACGGCCCCGCAGCACCACAACCAAAGCCAACGACCAACCCACCGGCGACGACAAACGGCGCCAAGAAGAGGAAGUCGGAGGAGCGGCCCUCGGAGGUGAAGGAGGAGACCGUCGAGGAGGACGGACUCUACUACGGCGAGCUCGACAACGACAACUUGGAGUACAACGAGGACGAAGAUACAGGCAAACCAGGAAGCAGUCUUGGACAACCUUCUGGUGUUAGGACCUCCACGGAGAUCGUGACGCGACACUUUAUCGACAUGGACCACGGAAUACCGCUAAACAUCCACGCGAGGCCGCGGGUCGUCGGCCGACGCCCCAACGCGAUCGUCAACAUCGAAACGGACGUGUUCCAGGAGAAAUCCUACAAACAAUAUUCGUCGCAGCACCUUAGAGACGCUCUGAUCGCCGUAAAAAAGGGGUACAGUGUAUACGCAGCUUCGAAUAAAUACGGGGUACCGAGGAAAACUUUGCGGAAUUGGAUGGAAAAAUAUGAUAUAAAGAGUCAGUUCUCUAAAGGGCGGCGAGGCGCGCGCACCACGCAGAUACUGGACCCGCUCGACUUGAUGGUGGAGGCGCGCUCCGAGCGGUAUGAGGACACCUUGUAAGCCGAUUCUCACAAGCAGAAAUAUGCUGCGAUUAACAGUGCGUACGCAAUGGACUACUUAUAGUAAUAUGUCAGUUUCUAUAGUACUUAUGAAGUGUUUCCAGCAGAACGUGGCACUUACAGAUACAUGCCGAAUCAACAAUACACCUCAAUUGUUAUUGUAGUAUGUAUCGUUUGCAUAAGUACUGUCCUAUGUCGCGGUGUCUACAUAUUGCUGUAAAUGUAUCCAAACAGACAAAACAAUAGGCGGUAAAGUUACCGCAUAAUGUGCAAUCAAUACUGUUUCUAGUAUGUCGUAUUCGCGAUAAUAUGUCACAGUUCCAAAAUUGCCUUGUAUUUAGCUAUUGCCACCGUCGAACUUUGCUAUCACAUAGGUGAGAGCUGAACAUGUCGACUACAAUAAUAACUAUAAAUAACAAACAGUACGUCAUUACUGUAGUACAAGGCGACAGAGCUGGAACUACAACUAUUUUAUUACUUUUCCUUACGUCAGGUUCUUACCUGAAAGAGGCUAAACACUGAUAAAAUUAGAAACCGAAAGAAGCUAAGUAAGGGAGUAUUUUAAGAAAAAAAUACUUUGUAAGUUACUAAGGCCUAUCUAUAUUAUAACAGUAAUUUAUAAAGAGUUUACUGUAAUGUAAAUAAAAUAUAAUAGAGGAACAAUACCUGACAUGGACAAUAUUGUCACACGUCACAUGUAGUCCGUUUCUAAGCUUAAGCAAAUACGAAGUAUUGUGCCGUAAUAUACAACAACUAUCAUUGUUCAGCAAAAUAUUAUUUAGACUGUGAAGUCUCUCAUCCGUGCUCCACUUUCAACUGUAAUAUCUAAAGCAUUCGUCUUAUUUUUUUAUAAAAUACUCAAUAUUCGGAUAAGAUGUCAUUAUAUUGUCCAUGUCGGUAGGUCCAAUGCGGUUUAUAAAGGAGUAAUAGAUGUUUAAGCCAUAAGAUGUCCUACACGAGUCAGGACUCAAAUUUAAGUUAAAGAAGAAACUCUUGCCAAAUAGAGCAUUUAGUUCGGAUAAGCCGUAAGGCAUGAGGCAGUAAUGGUUAAUUUUUGAUUGUCGAGACACUCAGGCAGUAUUGAGUACUUAUAGUAUAGGUCAGUAUUGUAAAUACGACUACGGGGAAUAUUUUUAGUCGCAGUUGUAAUUAUGGCCAGGUUUCACGUUUAGAAGUAGAGUCGUUAUUUCUGUCCCAGCGAAACAUAUUUAUGACAAAACAGGACAUAAUCAAAUAUAGAAACUCUACUUUUGCGACAUUAAUACCGCUUUCUGAUUCCUUGCCACUUAGGUAACUUUGGCCAUGUUCAAAAUAAUGGUUUUAUUUGAGACAUAUGGAGUUCUUCAAAAUAGGGCAAAUAAGUAUUUGUUUCCUUCUUUUUUGUCGUUUUAUUACUCAAGCUGUAUGAUUGUCUGCUAGCACAGUAGUGUAAGAAAAUAAAUAAAUCAAGCCACUAAAAAGUAAUGUAACAUUAGAGGUAUAAUGUUUUUUUACUUUGAACGUAUGUUACCUGUUCGGCUAACAACUUGAGAUGUUGCUAAUAACUGUCACUGCUUUUAUGCCGUCAAUAAAUAAGUUAUUGUACCUAAUUUGUAAUAUACAUAUAUAGAGUUUACAGGAAAAUAAAAGGUGAAAAAUAAGAGCCAAAGAUUUUAAAGUAAUAUAAGAACAUUAAUAUGUCCAUUUCAUGCAAAAAUAUAUUAGUGUCCGAGUGCCACUUUGUAUAAUACUUCUUUAUAAUUUAUUGUGUGUUGGAAUAAGUUACGGAAUAAUCUACGCUCAUCUCAUUGGUCAAGGGCAGCUGGAGGGUUUUAGUGUGUAAGGCAAACCCGAUUUUGUUUUUAAAUCUUUGAAAUAAUCAGUACUGAGUUUACUUAUAGUGGUGCAUAACUGCAUAAUGUUUUUCGUUUAAAUAAGCCUUGGUACACUGUCAUUAAUUGUACGUUGUGACCUGUAGCGGUUAGCGACCACUUUUCAUGAGCGAAUAAGAUAAAAUUUCAUUAAGAAAACAUGUGUGUUAAUAAGUAUAAUGGAGUUUAUAAUUCGGUAGAGUAAUUUGACAGGUCAUAUUAUGUUGCCAGAGGUCCAGGGAUUUUAAUAGUUAUGCGGCAAAUGUCGAUAUCUCUAAAUCGACAUUUACAAGUUUUUUUUGUAAGUUAAUAUGAAUUCAAUAUAAAAUGAUUAAUGCAAUACCUCCACCGUGGUGAAUCGCAAUAUUUUAAUCGGACACCAAUAUUGUCUCUAUUGAUUCUACAGGAUGGAAGAAAGGUAUUUGUAAGUUUGAAUUUAAUUUUGCGGAGAUAAAAAUAAGAGUUUUGGAGAUAUUCAUGUAAUUUUGGACUGUUUUCUUUUCAAUGAUAAAAUAUUAUUAUAGAAUCCAAACAAAAAUAUCGUUUUAGCGAUGGAAUCUGUUUUCUUUUAUCGAUAUAACAGCACUAAGGGUUGAUUGUAGACAUUUUUACUUUUACAGUUGUCGAACUACUCCGUCAUUGGCAUAUUUAAGGCUUUUACAACUCCAAAUACUAAAUUGUAUAACCAUAAAGUAAAUAUUUAGAACAGAAUAAGCUAAAGACAAUAAAAAAUUCAGUCAUAAUUACAUAUUAAUGAAAUAUGAAUUUCAGUAGCCGACCACCACAUUUUAGUUUAUUGUAAGGUGAAAAAUUACUUAAAAACCUUAAGUAGGCAACAAAACUUACCUUUGAACGUCGCACGGCUUGUUACUUCUUUGUUAAUUUACUGUAAAUUUACAUUAUGCCCACCUUCAGUUAACACGUAAAUGAAAAGUCAUUAUUUUAUUUUAGGGUAAACGGUUGGUAUGAAAUUUUGACAAAAAUUAUUAAAAAAUAUCAAUUGUAUUUAUUUCGAAAAGCAAGGGUAUUGUUUGUAUAGUGUGCGUGAGAAGUAUAGCUGCACACGCAUAUUACGAUGGAUAGUGUCGGGAAAAGUGCUUGGAUCUGUCCCCCACCCCGCGACACCCCGCAACACCCCCACUCAAAAGGUGGAGAGACGCGUCUUCGUGCAUUCAUACAAUGAACUUUAUAACGAUUUAAAAUUUUAUUACUAUACAUGAAAUGACAUGUCGCCACAGUCUGGCGUGUUCUCUCUGAAUCUAGUAAGUACAUAACAUAUUCUUUACAAAACACUCUUAUAUACUUAGCUAAUAUUAUUAGUCUAUUGGGUGAUUUCAUUUCUCUUUGUAUUCUUCAUAAUAUUAUUACAACAGAAGUGAAUGAAUAUAAUAUAUCUAACAUUAGUCAUCGCAAUUAGUUAAUUGGCCUCGUUGGUGUAGUUAUAAUGCGUACGCAAUACGUCUACCGCACCGGGGACUUGGUAUCGAAACCCGGGUCAGGCCAAAAAUAUUUGUGACUGGGUUUUACAUCUUAAAAAUUACUCAGUCGCAGCUCGGAAUCAGGAAGCUGGUCGUGUUGAUACCUCCUUGCGUCGAUAAAUACGCAAAGCCGGUAGUCCUGCGUCUGAUCUCUCCGGUCAUGUCGGAUUGCCGUCUCACCGGAUUAUGACAGGAAAAGAACAGAGAGUGCACCUGUGUAUUGCGCACACACUUGUGCACUAUAAUAUCUCCUGCGUACUUGGCCGAUCUCCGUUGAGAUUGGCUGUCUGUCCGUAACCUUUUUAAGUUAUAUUGCGACGGAUUUUAAGUAAUACGCCGUACUUAUAAGUAAGUAGGUAAUAAAUGUAUAAACCUCUAAACUGGCGUGGUUUGGUAACUGUGUACUUAAAUGUCUAGUCUAACUUGUAUUUUAAGUAUCUUCUUAAAUAUUCUAGAAGGUUCGUAUAUUUAUGUUUAGUGACUAGGUGAGCGGUAAUACUUAUUUACUUUUAAUAGCAUAUUUGACAUGCGGCAUUGUAGAAGUUUGGUGUGUAACUUACAUUCGACACAAAGAUUAAGUAAUCCGAUUUAUAGCUUACAAUUUUCACUCAAUUCAGAUAUUCUGUCGGUGACGAGUAAUGCGUGCCAAUUAUUUUGGUAUUUUGGGUGAAUAUAUGAUAAAAUAUAUAUUUUUUUCGUAUUAUUGUACGUUCCUUCGCCAUAGCAUUAAUAUAUCUAUAAUUUAAAACUAAUUAAACAAGAAGAUACUUAAAACAUCGGUAGCAUAAGAAUAUUUUGUAAUUAUUAGUAUGAUUUAUUUAUGUUGUCAUAAAUUCCAAAGAUGAAGAACUCUUUAAUUUCAGGUAAAAUAAUCCUAAAUGAUAAGCAAAAUAAGUUUCAUGACAUUAUGAAAGAUAAGACAUUUUGUGAAAUAAGUAUAAUUAAUAGUUGAGAAUUGCAGGGAGUUAAUGUACCUAUUCUUUAAUUUAGUACUUUAUUCUUUACACAGCACCGAAUGUCGCAAUGAAGAAACCUUUUUUAUAAAGAGGGUGAAAAGUAGUUGGAAAUUGUGGCAGUAAUUUAUUUUUCCCAUAUUUGUUACUUUCAGAUCUGAAAAGCUUGUUACUUAUUUGUUUAUGAGAAGUACUUACUUAGAUAUUGAGUAAUCAUUUCACAAAAUGUCUGAUUUGUUGUCAAAUCGUGUUUUUGGUGCAAUAAGCUCCAUCAAGAAUUCUCUAUUAAAUAUAAAAAUCAAGAGGUCUUUUUGUCUGUAAUAUGUCAAGUAAACUAGAAAUAAUUGUUUAUAAAUAAGUAUAGGUCCGUGCAGUACGCGAGUAAUCCGCCUGACACAGUGAAUUCACAUCUACUGCAUAUUUUUUUAACACUCAAAGGUUUAAUACAUACAAUGGUAUCACUAUAUGCGUUUCAUCGUCAAAUAUGCUUUAAUUUUUUUAAAGAGUUAUGGAAACAGCACCAGAAUACACUAAAGAAAUAGUGUAAGAGUUAAUGAGUGGAUAGAAAGGAACCUGUCUUAUAAACAGGUAUCCUCUGUUUAAUUAGAGAUUUCUCCUUUACUUGACUAUAUUAUGUUUAUGAAGCAACUUUAUAACAGUGGAGUGAGAUGUAUUAUUUUUAACCAAACGGAGUCCAUGUUGCUAAUUUAUGAUUGUGUAGUGUUGUGUUAAGUUCCUAAUGAAGCCAAAUUAGCGUCUAAGAUGUAUACUUUGUUCUUUUUUGUUAAUUAUUUUUGUUAACUCUUCGGCAGUGAUUUAUUUCAAAAUAAAUGUUUUAGUACCUA